AUGUUGAAAUACUUCAAUGAGAAUAUAUCCCUAGCGCUGCAGGAGAGAUACAGGGACCUCCAUGAGUAUCGGAAGACGGAAGAGGUAGAGGAGGGAUCACCGAGGGAGGCUAAAGUUCCGAAAAUAGCUGAGGAGGGAGACCAGAUCGGCGGCGAAGGCGCGUUUGAGUCGAGCGCCGCGCCGCCGUUCCCGAGGCUCCUGGACCCCCCCAAGGAGGAGGACAACUUUGUGGCGAGUUGGCUCCAGAACUCCUUUAAGAUGACUGCAGCGGAAGGGAACCCCGAAGCGUCCACGGCCGGCAGUGCCUUGGACUUGAGAGCCACACCGAUUUCUUUACACAUACCGGCGUUACAGCAAGCGGCUGAAGCCCAGCGCCAGUUCAAGAUGCAGGACUUCUGGAACCGGAGUCGACCGGGGUCUCCGGUCCAGGAGCCAAUGCCUGAAGGACAGGGUCAGAGUCAACCAGGACCUACUCCUCCUACGCCGCAGCCACCAGCUACCCCUGACCACAAGAUCAUGACUGAAAAACUAGUGAAUGAAAUUCAGCAGCAACAGCAAUCACCGUCUGCCGACUCUACGAUGAGCGAAAGAUCUUUGGUACCAUUUGCGCUGCCUCAACAAUCGCCGACUGGGGACGGCCCGAUCGACCGCAACAUGUUGCCAUUCGCAUUGGUAAAUUUCCUGAAUAGCCUGAAUAUCGAUCAACAAGCGAGGUCCGGGCAAAGCAUCAGCGAGCGAACUCUAGAAGAAUGCUGGUCUACACUUCAGCGAGUGAGUUGGCAUCUGUUUCAAUGCAUCUUUAUGCACAAAAACGCAAUGCAAAUGCACGCGAGGGAGCUCCAGAGAGGUUUAGGAGGUGAAGUGAAGCCUCAUCAAUGCCAGCAGUGUCUGAAGUCCUUCAGCUCGAAUCACCAGCUGGUCCAGCAUAUAAGGGUCCAUACGGGGGAGAAGCCAUACAAAUGCUCCUAUUGCGACCGACGGUUCAAGCAACUAAGCCAUGUUCAACAGCACACGAGGUUGCAUACGGGGGAGCGCCCCUACAAAUGCCACUUGCCAGAUUGCGGUAGAGCCUUCAUCCAACUGUCCAACCUUCAGCAACAUCUGAGGAACCACGAUGCCCAGGUGGAGAGAGCCAAAAACAGACCUUUCCAUUGCAACAUUUGUGGCAAAGGGUUUGCCACUGAAAGCAGCCUUAGAACGCAUACAGCCAAGGAGCUUCAGCUGCACCUUGGUGUUUUGCAGCAACACGCGGCCCUCAUGAUCGGUGGGGCGACAGCCACCACUUGCCCAAUAUGCCACAAAGUCGUUUUUGGUGGCGAAGCACUUGUAGAACACAUGAAGAACACGCAUAAAGAUCCCAAUGCAUCCGGCGUUGCGAGUCCACCCGCCACGUCACCUUAUCCAGCUCAAGCUAAACCAACUGAUCCUUAUAUAGCCAAGCGGCGUACUGCGAACCACCCGUGUCCCGUUUGUGGGAAGCAUUACGUGAACGAAGGUUCCCUGAGGAAGCAUUUGGCGUGCCACCCGGAGACCCAGCUCACCAGCAGUCUGAGGAUGUGGCCCUGUUCCGUUUGCCAAGCUGUCUUCACUCAUGAGAGUGGUCUUCUCUCCCACAUGGAGCAUAUGAGAAUGGAGCCGAAGCACCAGUUCGCAGCUCAGUACGUCCUCUCCAGAGCUGCUGCCGAAAGAAGAGAAAGAGACCUUCUUGCUGCCGUUUCCGCCUCCGCCGGGGGGUCAGGCCUCCUGAACCUGGCUCCACCAUCCCCCGCCCAUUCAGACUCAUCAUCCAACGGCCGUCUCUCAUCAUCAGCAGGUUCAGAAGCCGGUGCCGCGGUCAACAAACUGACAGACUUACUCAGAUCAGCGAACAAUGGACACCAAGCCUACGGAGACGAGAGAGUGGCAGCGAUCGCCGCUGCCGCAGCCAACAUGAUGGCCCAGCCCGGGGAAGGAGCCAGUGCGGUCCAGGUAGCUGCAGCCAAUCUGGUGUCCGCCAUGAGACAGCAACUGGCGAGAGAGCCGCCACCAGCUCAACCCCCAGCGGAAACUCCCCCCGCGCCAGCCGAAGCUGCCUUAAGAAUCCAGCAAGCUGAAGCUUUACUACGAAGUCAGGCUGAAGCCUUACGCCUUGCGGUGUCACAGGCGGCAGCGGCCCGCACGAACGAACCCAGUCCUUUGAGACACAACGGAGGUUUCCCCCCACAGCCCCCGAAUGACGCGAGUGGACAGUUAUCGCCAGAAUUAGUUGAGGCAUUCAGAAUCGCACAAGAGCAGAGGUUGGAGCAAGCGUUAAGGUUGCACGAUCCGAGGAUGCUUGGCUUUAAUCUGCCGUCGCCGGCUCAGCAGGCGGUGGCGGCGCAACAAGCUGCGGCGCAACAAGUGGCGCAACAAGCUGCACAGGCCGCGCAAGCUGCACAAGCCGCGCAGGCAGCCCAGCAACAGCACAUCCAAGCCGCGCAAGCUGCGCAGGCCGCUCAAGCCGCGCAACAAGCUGCGCAACAAGCUGCACAGCAAGCUGUCCAUCUCCAACAGAACCCUCAACCAUGA
This is a messenger RNA of Amyelois transitella, 2547 nucleotides long. RefSeq names its product zinc finger and BTB domain-containing protein 24 (gene dati). The record is from RefSeq and is a predicted model, not a curated record. The coding region runs from base 1 to 2547 and encodes 848 amino acids. Gene Ontology annotation, cellular component: nucleus. The transcript is spliced from 9 exons. NCBI's taxonomy places the organism in Eukaryota, Metazoa, Arthropoda, Insecta, Lepidoptera, Pyralidae.